AUGGCUGGUCUAGUGGUUGCGUAUGCAACUUUGUUGAAAAUAUACCCCCUCGAAAAAGGCAUCUUUGAUCUGAACAAGAGCAUAUCGAUACUGGAGAGUAUGGGUGGUACGUGGACUAGCGCCAGUCGUUGCCGCGAUACUCUAAAGCUGAUGCUCGACCAAUUGACGUCGGAGCCUGGCGGCUUGCCAAACAACACGCCCCAAAUGCCAGCAAACAAACCCGACGAGACAACGAGUAGCGUCAGCUUAGAUUCCGAGGCGUCUGUCGGUACAGCGGAAGAAAUCCAGAACAAACGCCGAAAGUACAACCAUACCGCGACGCAACCGCCUCUCUAUCCCAGUGCGGCCCCUGCGUUGAUACCAGGGCUAGACGCAUCGUACAUGUGGCAACCAGUUUUAGAAUACACCGGACCAGACUUUGGGUUCGAUACGAAUCACUUUUGCCACCAGGGUGCUUGGCAAGAGUUUCUGGUACAGGGUCUAAACCCUGGGUUGUCGGGGCUUUUGUUCGACAAUGCUGGCUGGGAUUCAUACGUCAAGAUCUUUGGGGAUCGUCUGAGCUAG
This is a messenger RNA of Akanthomyces muscarius, 564 nucleotides long. RefSeq lists its product as uncharacterized. The transcript is spliced from 2 exons. Bases 1 to 564 code for a protein of 187 amino acids. NCBI's taxonomy places the organism in Eukaryota, Fungi, Ascomycota, Sordariomycetes, Hypocreales, Cordycipitaceae. The record is from RefSeq and is a predicted model, not a curated record.